UUAGUCAGUAACAGAGCGCGAUGCUUUUGAUUACAUUGACAAUACAAGAAGUCAAUAAUAUAAUAAGUGAACAUUUUAUUAAAAUAUUCGGUAAUGUGAUCGAACAUUAUCCAGCUGCCGCUAUAGGAAUUCUCAAAUAUCGGCCUUUUCGAAACGCUUCAGAUAUUUCAGCAGCAGUCAACUUCUUUUUGGAUCAGCUUACCUUAAAAGAAAAACAAAAUAUUUUGCRUCUGUAUCCCGACCUAGUUGCAAAAUUGUCAGAUUUGAGCAAAUUUAUGCUUUAUUUCGAUCAGUGUCAGCAAAUUUCUGGAGCAGAUCAAUUAACUAUUGUCGAUAAACAAAAACUAGGACAGUUAAACGCACGUUACAGAAAGAAAUUUGGGUUUCCGUUUAUUACGUAUGGCAAAAAUGUGUUUACGAUUUUCUCCGAAAUUGAAACCAGGAUUGAAAACAGUGUAGAAGCAGAAACCGAAAUUGCACUCAGCGAAGUCAAGAAAAUUGGAAAAUUGAGAAUCUGUGAAAUUUUACAAACAUAGCGGAUUUUCGAAUAAUGUAUACAAUAAAUAAUAAUUUAAUAAAUUUGUUUGUAAUUAAAUUAUUGAAAAUA
Molecule: messenger RNA, 607 nt
Organism: Tribolium madens (black flour beetle)
Lineage: Eukaryota; Metazoa; Arthropoda; Insecta; Coleoptera; Tenebrionidae
Product: 2-oxo-4-hydroxy-4-carboxy-5-ureidoimidazoline decarboxylase-like
Exons: 3
Coding region: 21-536 (171 amino acids)
Molecular function (GO): carboxy-lyase activity
Source: RefSeq, a predicted model, not a curated record